AUGGCGUGGACCGACUUACCCGACGCCGUCCUUACUCGGUUGACCACCUAUUUGAACCAGCAAAGCUUGGUCAACUUGGCCCAGACCAACUACAAGUUUUAUACGCCUUGUUUGCGGCGGCUUUACCGGACCCUUCUAAUCGGACGCGAGCCAGCGGCGCCAGAACUCGCCACUGCCGAGGAUUUCGGGGAAACUUUAGCCACCGUGAUCUACGGCUACCGUCACCAAUCGGAUAAGAUGGUUUCAAAGGCGUCCCAGGUGAAAAUGCUCACGGCGCGGUUGCUGGUGCUAAAUACGGCGUUGGACAUCAACCCGGCACUUGCGGGCUACAUUGAGGCGAUUACCGUCGAUAUCGAUGAUGCUGACGUUGAUGAAGCUUUGCUAAAACAGCUUAAUCGCCUCACUCAGCGGCGGGAAGUGUCAUUGACUAAGUGGGUGGCGACGACUAAUAUUGGUGGCCUUGAGCUGCCCCAGGCGAAAGUGGCUACGGCAUGGACUCAGCCGCAAGUGGACGAUGCUACUGAGGGAGUAUACGUGAUGGAUCUGAGCCUAGAGGUGGCGCAAUUGCCCCUACUGCUCCGCACCUUGGUAUUACCAGUGGACAAUUUCACCAAAUUGGCCAACCAAGCGCCCAUUGACAGCAUGAGCAAUCUCACCACCUUCCGCUGGGUAUUGGAUAAUGUGGACGACGCCGGAGACUUGCUUAUCCGCGUCAACUGGCGCCAGAUCCGCGCCCUUGAGCUUGUCAUAACAGCUGGUCCCGAUACGGUACUGGAAGUUUUGGAAGUGGUACCGCCUCUCCCAAACUUGAAACGGCUCGCUAUUGUCCAGCAGAGCCCUGAGUAUAAUACCCACGCCGCCAACGAGCUCUACGACGUCGCCGUGCUUGGCUUAGUGACGGCGGUGGUGGCUACUCUGCCUCAACUCAAGUACUUGGCCCUCGUCCACGACGUCCCCGAGCAUGGAAACUUCUCGGAUGGCUACGAGGGUAAUUACUUACGCCGCAAGAGCAUUUUGGGCCACCACUUGGCCCGGGUGGUAUCAGCCGCCCGCGGCCCCGUGGCGGUGUCUAUGCCCACUUUACUAGCGCUGUUGGCGUGCUACGACCAAGCGAUGAACAACAUGUUGUGGAACGGGUGCCACUGCCGCCACUGCAGCCAGUACUUGGGCGUCAUCGACGAGUUCUUGCUCCACCACCGCUACUACCUGCCCCAACAAAAGGGCUACAAAGAUAUCAAUUCGCUGCUUCUAUUCCGCACCGUGGGCGAGGCAAUGAAGCAGCGGCUCGUGCGUGAGCCCACCUGGCUCUUCAGCGACACCGUUCCCUUGCUCGACGCCGUGUGGGACUUCCACCGCACGUUUGGGCGAGACUUCCGGUGCUACGCGGGAAACGUCCACGACGAUGGGUUCGAGCACGACGACGUCGACGCCAGCGAGCCCCUGAGCUACCGGUGUGCGCUGUGGACGCCCUUCGUGUACCACCAGGGCGUGCCCAAAGCCAUGGCCCACUACCUCACCACCCUCGUGGUGCUGGUGGUCAACUUGGAGCGCGACAACGCCGAGGACGAGGUCAUCGGGCGCAUGCUCAACGACGGCGGCGAUAGCGAUUUCCGGGUGAACAUGGGCCUCGUCCAGAUGAGCGGCAUCAACUUCUGGGUCGGCACCGAGCCCAACGGCACCCACUGCUUCGCCUAUUAG
This is a messenger RNA of Diutina rugosa, 1698 nucleotides long. RefSeq lists its product as uncharacterized. The coding region runs from base 1 to 1698 and encodes 565 amino acids. Lineage: Eukaryota; Fungi; Ascomycota; Pichiomycetes; Serinales; Debaryomycetaceae. The record is from RefSeq and is a predicted model, not a curated record. The transcript has a single exon. Gene Ontology annotation, molecular function: protein binding.